AUUUCCCUUCCAAGUUCCGAAAAGUAUUGAUAAUAACUAUUUACAGUAGUUUUGUUCGAAAAUACAUCCUAUACAUUUCAUUAACCAAUCCUCAUGAAGUAACCAACACAUAUAUAAACUUUAUGGCUCUGGUAAUAAUUGCAUUUCAUUUGCAAACUACAUGGAACUAGACACUUGAAUAAAAUAGCUACGUGACUCUUACUUUAGCGUAUAGAUUUAUUUUUCCAAAUCUCUGAAUAAUUCAAUUCUUAUUUUGAUUUUACCGAUGCGUUGGCUUCAAUCAAUUGUAACAAUCUGUUUGAUUGUUUUUGUAGACUCUCGGAAAUUGACUGCAGAGGAAAACGAGAAACGCUUAGAAGAUUGUGGGAAAAAUGUUAAAUCAAAAAUAUUCAAUGGAAGAAAAGCCGAAAUUGACGAGGCACCUUGGGCGGUACGAAUCAACACCUACACCAAUGUCAAGAACAUAGAUGAAACUUGGUCGAAGCAUUGUUCUGGAACACUUACAUCUCCACGUCAUAUUCUAACAGCAACUCAUUGUGCAGCAACAUAUACUGAAACUGAAUGGAAUGGAACAGUUAUAGAUGCGCCAAUUUAUAGAAAAUAUUGUGAGGAACAGAGCACGUUGAUUGUAAGAGAAGUGGCGGCUAGCAGAAUUGUAGUUCGUUUACGAAAUCGAACAGAGAUCGGAAGGGCAAAAUAUUUGUUCAUGUUCAAUUACUGUCGAAAAAUAGUGGAUAAGAAUGCGUAUGAAAUACAGUACCCGGAUGACAUAAUGAUUAUUGAAUUAUCUGAAGAUGUUGAAUACAGUUCCGAAUUGAAGCCAGUUUGUGUUGCUGGCAAUACAGAUGACAAUGCUCCAAAUAGUCAUUUGGAUCUUUUCGGAUUUGGAGAUGAUCCUCCUCGUGAUAAACCAUCGUCCUUAAAGAAUUUGCAUGAUAUUCCGCUCAAACAUCAUAAAGUGGAGAUAAUGGAUAUGAACAAGGAAGGAACAUCAAAACGAAUGGAUCCUCGACUUUUUAUAGCGAAAAGUGUGACUAGAACAUCUGUUGCAUGUCCAGGAGAUAGUGGUGCUGGUGGAGUUAAGGAAAUUGACAAAAGGACGACAGUUGUUGGAGUAUUUACUAAAACCACCUGCAAGUUUGUUUACCGAGAUAAGCGAGAUGAAGAAACAUAUGCAUCAUUUGGAUUUUAUGCAAACGAUGUAUGCGAGUAUACCGGUAUUUGUACGACAUCAGGAAGUUUCUCGUCCUUAAAAUAUCAAAUUACAGUCCUUUUUUUGUUCUAUUAUUUUAUUUGAAUAAAUAAAGAUUUUGAAAU
Messenger RNA from Caenorhabditis elegans, 1317 nucleotides. It is a transcript of the gene try-6, whose product is annotated as Peptidase S1 domain-containing protein. NCBI's taxonomy places the organism in Eukaryota, Metazoa, Nematoda, Chromadorea, Rhabditida, Rhabditidae. The transcript is spliced from 8 exons. The record is from RefSeq and is marked reviewed. Gene Ontology annotation, biological process: proteolysis. Gene Ontology annotation, molecular function: peptidase activity; hydrolase activity; serine-type endopeptidase activity. The coding region runs from base 266 to 1297 and encodes 343 amino acids.